Molecule: messenger RNA, 1164 nt
Organism: Pieris rapae (cabbage white)
Lineage: Eukaryota; Metazoa; Arthropoda; Insecta; Lepidoptera; Pieridae
Product: RNA pseudouridylate synthase domain-containing protein 1
Exons: 6
Coding region: 290-1096 (268 amino acids)
Biological process (GO): pseudouridine synthesis
Molecular function (GO): RNA binding; pseudouridine synthase activity
Source: RefSeq, a predicted model, not a curated record
UACAAAUUAUACAAAAAUAAUGUAAAAUUUAGAAUGAGUGAAAUGCCGCAGUUAGAAGAAAUUUUAAAUAAUUACUUGGACAGAGGUAUUCAAGCGGCGUUUCAUACUUUUUUACAUAAUUUGUUUCCGAAUAUUGUUUAUCAUAUCAUACCUACCCAUAGCAUACAAAUAGGCGAUAAUAUCAAGUUUAAGAGACCAGCGUUUGUAAGAAUCUCUUACAGCUCCCAAGCUCGAUAUUUCUGAACGAUAAACAAUUUAAUUUUCGCGCUCCUUAAUAUCUAUUUACAAAAUGGCCGUCGAAAAAUUAUACGAAUGUGAAGACUUUUUAGUAGUGAACAAACCAUACGAUAUGUACAUAAAUUCGGAUGACGAAAAUGAAAAGAACACCGUGACCUGUCACAUUGCAUCCCACGACUCCCAUCUAUCAACUUCUUCAAACCCGCUGUAUUUUAUACAACGACUUGACUAUUCAACCAGUGGCGUCCUCUGUAUUGCUAAGAACAAAACCACCGCUGGUUUAGCUGGAAAACUCUUUGAAAAACGUUUGACGAAGAAGUAUUACUUGGCUAUUGUGAGAGGCCACCCAGAAUUUCAAGUUGCUGAAAUACGAUACGCUGUUGGCGUAGAUCAAACACCGGAUCACGGGCAUCGUAUGUCAGUGGUAUCCAAGACAAGUAUCGCUGGUGAUGCCCGACCAGCUCACACGCGGAUGUUAUUACUUGAAACUGGAUAUUAUUGUGGACAACCUGUAGCUGUAGUACUUUUAAAGCCAAUCACGGGUCGCCGUCAUCAAUUACGCAUCCAUUGCCAUUCGGCCUCUCAUACCAUUCUUGGAGACUACACCUACAGUGACCGUACUGACACUGCUCCACAUCGAAUGUUUUUGCAUGCUAUUAGGCUAGUAUUACCGCUACCACGUAAACCGUUAGAUAUUCAAACGGCUGAGCCUUUCUUCAGCGAUUCUCAAUUUUCUAGUAAGUGGAAGUCCCACCGAGUCAUGUAUAAAUACAGGAGUAAAGAGGAGCUGUUGGCGGCAUGUGAUGAUCUUGACAGGGAAUAUAUAGUUGGUGUGAAAUAUAAAGAUUAUAGCGUUUAAAAACUGUAUUACAUUGUCUUCUUUAUAUCUGAAACUACAUUACCAAAUAUUUAUGUAAUAUACGUAUU